Molecule: messenger RNA, 632 nt
Organism: Solanum dulcamara
Lineage: Eukaryota; Viridiplantae; Streptophyta; Magnoliopsida; Solanales; Solanaceae
Product: CDGSH iron-sulfur domain-containing protein NEET-like
Exons: 2
Coding region: 138-431 (97 amino acids)
Biological process (GO): regulation of autophagy
Cellular component (GO): mitochondrial outer membrane; intracellular membrane-bounded organelle
Molecular function (GO): 2 iron, 2 sulfur cluster binding
Source: RefSeq, a predicted model, not a curated record
GAUAGAAGUUUAGUGUGAGUAAAACUUUUCUUAAAAUCUUGUAAAAACAAAGAGAGGGAUGUGCUCCCCACACGUUCAUUUCUCUCUCUAUAUAUUUACACUUAACAUUGUGAUUGAGUAUAGUAAAAUUGAGAUCAAUGGCAUCAAUUACUAGCAUAAUUAUUCAAGGUGGGUUCUCAUUAUCUUCGUUCAGCGCGAAGCGAGGGCGUAAGACUGUGGUUCGUGCUGAGGCUAUUAAUCCAAAUAUUAACAAGGAUGAAGUACCAAAAUUGGUACUUCACACUGUUGAUGUCACUCAACUCUCGAAGCCUGUUACUUCUUACUGCAGGUGUUGGAAAUCUGGGAGUUUUCCUCUAUGUGAUGGAAGCCACGUGAAACACAAUGGGAUAACUGGAGAUAACGUUGGACCCCUCGACUUGAAGAAGCAGUAAGACAGUAAGGGGUCGUUUGGAACGAAAACAAAUCAUGUGGGCAUUAUAAUAUUUUUUAUCCACAGUUUGAUUUGUUAUAUUAAAAAUAAUAUAUUUAUUGUAUAGUAUAAUAGUAUUGAAUAAGGUGUGUAAGUAUAAGAAUAAUUGGUAUUCUUAAUGCCAUGAUAUACUAUGUAUAAUAAUAUAUUGAAUAAAGGUUUG